Procambarus clarkii (red swamp crayfish) is the source of this 728-nucleotide messenger RNA. NCBI's taxonomy places the organism in Eukaryota, Metazoa, Arthropoda, Malacostraca, Decapoda, Cambaridae. The record is from RefSeq and is a predicted model, not a curated record.
CUUGCCAGAGAUGUCUUACAAGAUUAUAGUUGCGGUCGUUCUUGUAGCGGCGGCUGCUGCCAGCCCUGACCAGGCUCCUGCACCGGUCUACGGUGCCCCGCCCCCAGCUCCGCCCCCAGCCCCAGCCCCAGCCUACGGUGCCCCGCCCCCACCCCCGCCUCCUGAGGCACCUGCAAAGUACUCCUUCAGCUGGAAGGUGAAGGACGACGCCUCCGGCAACGACUUCGGCCACGACGAGACCCGUGAUGGUCCCCACACGGAGGGCGUCUACUACGUCCUGCUUCCCGACGGUCGAGUGCAGAAGGUUGUUUACACUGUCGACGGUGAAGGCGGUUAUGUUCCUGUUGUGACCUACGAGGGUGAGGCCAAGCCCCCGACACCCGUCUACACUCCACCUCCUGUCUACGGCUAGGACAAGUUCGCGAAAUCCGUCUUCAUUUUCGCCAUUUUUACACCCUAGCUUAAGUGUACACCGAGCUUCAUUCCAAACCCUCAACUCCUGUCCAUGGAAAGUCAAACACUUACCCACUAUCUACACCUCAGUUCCUUCCUACACCCCAGCUUCUGCAGGCACCCCAGCUCCUGUCGUCAGCUUGGCAAAGCUCCUGUUUACACCCAACUUCUUAUGACUCAAAAUAUUUAAAGCCAACUUUAAUAAUAUUUAUUUAAAAUGUUAUUUAACAAUCGAGCAAAUAAACGUGUAAUAAAAACAAAAUUGGUUUCUGUAU